Gasterosteus aculeatus aculeatus (three-spined stickleback) is the source of this 6994-nucleotide messenger RNA. NCBI's taxonomy places the organism in Eukaryota, Metazoa, Chordata, Actinopteri, Perciformes, Gasterosteidae. The record is from RefSeq and is a predicted model, not a curated record.
UUUUUAAAUAGAAUUCCGUCUUCAAAGGAAAGAAGAAAAUAUUGAUGAUUCUGGGUAAACGGUUAUGAUUGAAAUAAAACAUCAGUGAUAUUCUUCUCUUCCAAAAUUCUACUUAUUUCUCUGCAGAUGUUAUCAUUUCUGACAUUAUUAUAUAAUAAUUGUAUUCAUUAGUCAGAUUAAACCAGGUGACUGAUCAGCUGUUUAAAGGGUUUAAAUAUAUAUAUAUAUAUAUAUAAAUACACACACAUACCUACCAAUAAAGAAUAGAAUAAUAAAGAUUAUGUUCAUCCUCAGAUCAGCUCCUGGUGGAGAGAUUUCUUAGCCUCGGCAGUGCCCGGAAUGCAGCACUGAGCCAUCGUGUCUCAACUGUUCUCUACUUUUACAGCAUGACUUUAUUUUUCUACCAAAGAAAUGCUUAUUUUGACUGAAUUAGACGAAGCCUUAUAGAAGAAGUAGCCAUUUCCAGAGAAAUGAGGAACUUUGAACAAGGGUUUGUCAGAUGUCUUUUAGCAUUGACGAAACGUUUCUCUACAACGGCGGAAGAAGAACGUUUGUGGCUUCACGUGGUCAGUCACUUGUCAUGUGGUGCCCUAGAUGGAGCGGAAGGUCUCCUGUCCUUUAAUUAUAAUUUCUUUAUCUCUGGCCUUUUUUUUUCUUUUGCCAGCACACCAUGAAGAAUGUUUUCAUAUUUUUUAGGACAAUGAUGCAUUAUGGGUAGUGUUCAACACUUUACAUAAAUGGAAAUACACAAAAAAAAAAUAAUGUGCCACUUAAAAAUAAAAAUAAAAAAAAAACUUUUUUUUAACAAAGUUACUUGUUACUAAGUACUGUGUUACCGUUGUAACAGUACAAAUGCCACAGUGUAGAAGUACUUGGUUAAAGUGGGACAUUAUUAUUUUGCUUGUUGGUGUUUGAUUGAUGGAUGGUGAUUUCACAGUGAAGCUCUCUGAUUAGACAAUGACCUGGGACUAACAUGGCCAAAAGUGUGUGGAACCCCCCCAUUCCCUCUUAAACUGAUUAAACGUAUUGAUCAGAGAGUUACUGUGUGUUUAACAUGUGUGAGGGCUCCAACACAUGCUUAACCUUCUGUUUUUAGGGUUUGAUAACUUCAUUGUUAAAGCCUGCUGCGACCGGAUUGGUCGAUGCUUGUGUCCUAAUAUUGUUUGUGUGUAAAGUAGAAACACCAACGUUAUGAAUACUAAUUGAUUCGUUCGUGGUCGCUGGGCGGACCACAUGCUAUUGGCCAUGUGUUGUGUUGAUGUCCCAUGAUCCUCUGUAGCAGGAUGAAGUCCUGAGAAAAGAUAAAUCGUCUUACUCUUUUUCUAUCAGAUGUUUCUGUGUAUUUAAUCUCGAUAUAAUCUAUAAUAUUUUGUCCGGCUGAGGAGUCUUAAUGACGUCUCGUUUCUGUAGCCUAUCGUUGCUGUGCCCUCCCCAGCUGUGAUUGUUAGGGUGGUUUAUAGAUGUAAAGGGGCUUGCUUUUUAUUUUUCUGAGUUCUACGUGUCAUUUACUGGAGAUAUUAAAAGAUAUUUUUUAUGGACAUGGCUUUGGUUUUUCGGGAGAUGAUUCAUUAAACACACACACAUAACCACAAAUCUACAAACACUUUGAUCUUUGUUUAGAGGUGUUUAGAUAUAACAGCUGAACAGUUGUACAGCUGAAACUAUCCAUUAACAUUAAAUUGUUUUUCAUUAUUAGUUGCUUAUUAUUCAAUUAAAUAUUGAGUUUAGUUAUUUAUUUACACUUUUCUGAUUGUACUUUGAUACUUUUGUGUUUUAAACAUUAACACUUUAUAAAUAUUAAACCAGGAACAUCUGUUUUGAACGGGACAGAUUUUACUGAUCAUUUAACACUUAUGCUACAUUGAUGUACUUUUACUCCAAUUUAAUGUAGUGUGCUUAUGCUUUACUGCAGAAAUGGUUGUCUGGCUUGUUUUCUCUCUCUCUCUAUACAUAUAUAUAUAUGAUAUAUAUAUAUGAAUAGAAUAUUAUAUUCAUAUUAGAUCUAAUAAGAAUCUAUAUUAAUGACAUCCAUCCACUGGUAUUGAGCCUCAGACUGAUUUACUGUAUCUCUAUGACAUCAUCAGCGACAUCAUCUGUGAUGUCACAGCUGUUCCUGUGUUUCUUCUCUUGUUAUUGAUUUUUUUUAGAUUAGAUAUGUUUUUGUCAACGUGAUGGUUUCAUCAACAUGAUGAGGUCAUCAAUGUGCUGAUGUCAUUAUCAGUCGUUUUCAGGUGUUUCCUUCUGUUGAUGAAAGUAUACCUUUAGAUUUAAAGGUUUGUUUAUUCCAAACUAUUGAAAACUGGUUUAACGAUUCGUCCUCCGGGAUAUAUUUCUGUUGUUGUUAUAGCUUAUAUUGCUGUACUACUUUUUAUAUUUGUACUCUGUGUACUUUGUUUACUUGUACAGCGCAGGCUUCGCGUCAGGAGAAGAGACUCCGAAAGAAAUGCACAGACUCAUCAGGGGAAUUUGGAGCAUUACGUCAUGUUUGUAGCUUCAUCCCCCCCCCACACACACACACACACACAUAUAACCGCUGUGCAGCAUUCGAGUUGUGAUUGGUCCGUUGUCUCUUCUCUUCUAUGAAGCACACUGGCUGAUCCCGAGUCAUGCUGCGGACCUGAUAGAGGGCGGGGGUAAAAGCUAAAAGCGGCAGCAGCGGGACCCGAACCGAGCACCGACUCUCCAGCUUCUACCGGACCUGGCUCCUGUCUACCAGACGCGGCUCUUCUUUACUGGACCCGGCUCGGUGAUUGGUGGGGCUCCUGAGUUGUGGAUGUGACCCGCCUCAUCUGAGGUUCAGCGGGAAGUUCAACCAACACAAACUCUCUGUGGCGCACCCAGUGCAUUAUGGGAUUUGCAGCAUUUACCCCCCUCCUCCUCUGUGUGGUGACAUCCUCAGUGUUUGCCGGAGUGGUCGGUAUCAGUCAGGGUGGCGCUGUGCGGUGUCCUCUGCUGUGUGUGUGUGAGACCAGACCCUGGUACACGCCUCAGUCCAUUUUCCACCAGGCCAGAACCGUGGACUGCAACGAGCUGCAUCUCCACCGGGUUCCAGCCAACGUCUCCUCAGAUACUCAGGUUCUGUUGCUGCAGAGCAACAACAUCUCCUCCAUCGACAUGGAGCUGCAGAGUCUGACCAACUUGACAGAACUGGACCUGUCCCAGAACCAUUUCACCCAGGUGAGCUCCAUGGGUCUGUCUUCUCUGGGCCGGUUGGUGACUCUCUACCUGGAGGAGAACUACAUUGAGGAGUUGGAGGACCUCAGUUUGAGGAAUCUUUCCAGUCUGGAGGAGCUUUACAUUAACCACAACCACAUCUCCUCCAUUGGACCUAAAGCUUUCACUGGACUUACCAACCUGCUACGGCUCCACCUGAACUCAAACCGGCUCGUGGCCAUCGACAGCCGCUGGUUCGAGCCCCUCCCGUACCUGGAGAUCCUGAUGAUCGGGGAGAACCCCAUCCUGGGUCUAGAAGAGAAGAACUUCUGGCCUCUGUCUCGCCUCCAUAGCCUGGUCCUUGCUGGGAUUGGCCUGACCUCUGUCCCUUCCGCGGCCUUUCUGGGCCUCGACUACCUGGAGAGUCUCUCCUUCUACGACAACCAGCUGAGGUCGGUUCCUCGGGGCGCCCUGAGUGUGCUCCCCAGCCUUAAGUUCCUAGACCUGAACAAGAAUCCGAUCAGCCGGGUUCAGCGGGGAGAUUUCCAGAACCUUCUGCACCUGGAGGAGCUCAGCCUGAACAACAUGGAUAAGCUCCUGAUGGUGGAACGAGCAGCUUUUAAGAACCUUCCGGAAAUUGUUAAACUGGAAAUCUGCAGCAACAAGAAGCUGUCUUACAUUGACCCAAAGGCCUUCAGUGAGCUGUCCUCCCUGCGAACCCUCCUACUCCACAGUAACCAACUGACCCUCCUAUCUGGAGACCUCCUCUCCUCCCUCCCUUCUCUGGAGGAGGUGUCUCUUCACUCUAACCCUCUGAGGUGCGACUGUCUCACCUCCUGGGGCCCUCACCUCGGCAACCAGUCGCACCUCAAGGUGCUUGAGUCCCCCAUCACGCGUUGCUCCUCCCCGCCUCACCUGAUUGGUCGGGAGCUGCAGGAAGUGGUGGGUUCCGGAUGGGGUGGGGCCGGAGGCGGCGCUAACAGCUGCCUCCCCCACAUCUCCCCCCACGCCUUCCCCCCUACCAUUAACGUCAGCGCAGGGCAGCCAAUCACACUGGAGUGCUGGGCAGAUGCUGCCCCCCCCCCCCAGUUCUACUGGGUGACACCCACUGGAGACAAGGUGAGCUUGGAGGCUGUGGCUGGACCAAUUGUAUCAGAGGAGGGGCUCGCCCUGAGUAGCAGCAGCAAGAAGAAGAAGCACCAUGUGUUGGAGCCCGGAGCGUUGGUGAUUGAACAUGCUCAGCCGUCAGACGCAGGUGACCUUUCCUCCCCCUCAGGUGUGUACACCUGCGUAGCGUGGAACAUGGAGGGAGCUGACACAAAGAGCGUCUCGAUACACCUACAGGGAUCCUUGGACUCGUCGUCCAGUUGGGUGGCGUUGUUGCCGGGGAACCAGUCCAGUGCUGCAGCCUCUCUGUUGGUGCUCGCCAAGGUGGUGCACGCCCAGUCAGUGGUGUUGGAGUGGAAGUUGUUUUCCGGUGGUAGACCUACUUCCACGGGUCAGAACCAGCAGGGCGUCGCCCUUCCUCUGGCCCGCUGGACCAGUGCCACUGUGCACAUCGACAACUCCCAGAUCAGCUACACUGCCAAGGUCCCAAUGGAUGUCCAGGAGUACAACCUGACUCACCUUCUUCCUGCCACAGAGUACCGUGUCUGCCUCACCGUUUCUUAUUCUAUUCCUUCCCCCUUCUCCUCCCCUCCUGUCCGCACCUCCUGUCUAAACGUUACCACCCGGGAGGUGGGCUUUCUGGUGGAACCGGUGCCGUCGCGUCGUGGCGGAGUGGCGUUGGCGGCUGUGAUGGGCUCUAUGUUCGCGCUGUCCAUUAUGGCGCUGCUGGUGGUCUACAUGGGCAGGAGGGUCCGUUUCCACGAGGCCUGCGGCCCCUCACUGAAGGAGUACAUGACGCACACCUCCAUCCCACUCAGCGAGCUGUAUCCCCCCCUUAUCACCCUCCUGGAGAGUGAGGCUGACAAGGACAAGGGGGAGGAGGCAGAGGCGAGGGCGAGUCCAGAGGGGAUUCAGAUCGACACCACCAAGACGUACAUGUGGUAGUGGGAGAAGGUAUAGGAGCAGGAGCUGGAGGAGGAAGAGGUUUAGAAGGAUGAUCUUAAACAUCGACUCUGGACUUGUUUAACUCUUAAGAGGUUGAAGCUAUGGUUGAGGGGCUAUUAUCCGUACGUCAGCUUCUUCUUACAGGCCCCUAAAUAUUCUAAUUCCUCAAAGGAUUUACAUUUUUGAUCAACAUUGUGCACAUUUAUUAUUACCUGCUGUUCACCAAACCUGCUGUUUAAAGUAUGGUUAUUGUGCACUUUUUCUACAACAAUCAUUUGUGAAAUGAUUCGGUUUGAAAAACAGUUAAAAACUGUUCAAAUAAUUUCAUGAUACGUUCUCUUAAAGAAAAACAAAUAUCUCUCUUAGCAUCAAGAAAAUGUAAAAAAAGAAAAAAAAACACUUAACACUUCAUUAGUUUAAUGACAGACAGUGACUUUCACUUUUGAACCAAACAUAUAAAUGAACCAACAAAAAAAACAACUGACUUCCUCUCUGAUUUGGGACCUUUGGUCACUCUUUUAUUGUAUCUGCACACCAGUGGUCGUUGUGGCGACGGUGAUUGUCAUGUAUACAGAUGGAUUCACCUUAAAAGGUGCUUUUACGUCCACCUGAAUAAACUUUAUUGACACGCUCCACGUGGAUGACGGAGACAACAAUGUUUAUCUGUUUUAUAUCCUAGAACUACAAGUCUGUACCUGAUGAUGAUACUUUGAGUUGUAGGUGAGGAUUAAGACUACGUUAAAGGUAGAGUUGGAGUAGGUGGGGGUAAAGGUAAAGCUGAAAAGAGGGGAAGGUAAAGAUAGAUGUAAAGGCGGCGGUAAAGAGGUGGAGAUGGAUAUAAAGGUAGAGAAAAAGUGACGGUAAAGGUAGUUACAAAGGUGGAAGUAAAGCUGAAGAUAAAGGUCGAGGUGGAGCUCUCACACUUAGUAUUGAACCAUUUCGCUGUGACGACCUCCGACCUUAGAGUUAAUUUAUGAGACAGGAUCAAUAAUCAAAAACAGAAACACCAAAGAACAGAAGAUGGGUCUCAUUUAUCCUGGUGAUUCUGAUGGCUGCACUAUGAGUUAUGAUUCUGAGUUAUUGAUCCUUGAGUUUGUAUGUUAAGGUCAUGGUUUUAGCCAAAUAUUCACUCACCUGUACAAAAAGUCAGACUCUCCAGGAAUGAAACCGCCAAAACUCCAAUCAUCUAAAAUAUUUUAAUCUGGUACAUAAAUAUAUUCAGAUUGUUAUCUGUAACAUAACAAUUGUACGUAUUUACUUUAGAUUUAAAAUUGAUCUGUAAAGACUAUAAUGUGUACAUAUUUAUUCCAGAGAGUAACAUCUGUAUGUAUUAAUUUUAGAGAUAAAUAUGUACAGAUUAUAAUCUGUCAUAUAUGAUUUACAUGUUUCAAUCUAUUAUUAUUUUAGAGAUUGUGAUGUGUAUAUUUUGAUUUCAUAGACAAUCUUAGAGCCACCAAAAGUUAGAGCAUAUUUUAUUAUGAAGAUGUCAUCAGUAAACUGUCGGUUGAUCACUUUGAAUUCUGGAGAAAUCUGCAUCAAUGGAAAAACUGAAAGCCACAAUGACAUCACAUCUCUGGCAUCACGUCAAUAGCGUCAUAUCUCUGACCUCACAUCUCUGUCCUAUUACAGUAAUAUGCAGGGUAUUUUGUAUGAUAUGUAUGACUAUAUUUGAAGAAAACUGUUGCUUAUAAUGUUGUUAAUACUAUUAUUAUUAAUACUCAACACUGAGCACCAAGUGUGACUGAAGAUGUGUUUGUGGGGGGGGGUCUAUAAAUACACUUUCUCCACC